AUGUCGCUGCUCACAGAUAAAGACUUUGUGGAAGGUUUACCCAGUGCUUUGGAUCUGUUUACUAUGCCCCCAUACCAAACGAGUGUGUUUCAACAUUACUACGUCGAUGUUAGACUUGUUAGUCAAAUUACAGAUUCGUCACCGGUAGAAUUUCAAAUUGCAAAUAGUGGAAGUGACUACGUGGAUUUGAAACGAAGUCGUUUACAUGUUAAACUGAAAGUGAGUCAUUCCGAUGGAACGGUUUUGGGUAAGGACGAACACGUGGCACCAGUAAAUUUAUUCAUGCAAGCUCUGUGGUCGCAAGUCGCUGUGUAUUUACACGGUCAGCUGGUGAGUUCGGCGAAAAAUCAUUAUCCCUACAAAGCAUACAUUCAAACCGUACUGAAUUAUGGAGCAGAAGGUAAACAAUCGCAACUCCAGUCUCAGCUGUUUUACAAGGACGUCGGAGAGACGCAAGCAAACAUCGAAAGCACCAAUCCUAUCACUGGCACUAAUUCUGGAGUAUCGGAUCGAGGAGCGCACAUCGAAAACACCAAAACGGUUACCGUAGAAGGUCCCCUGUGUGAAGAUAUUUUUAACAUGGGCAGAUAUCUGGUAAAUGGGGUGGAUAUGACACUCAAGUUAUUUCGGAGCUCCAUACCCUUUUGUUUGAUGUCUGGGAAGUCCGGUCAGGAGUACAAGAUCGAGCUCUUAGAUAUUUACGUCAAGAUAUGUAAACUGAAAAUGAACAGUGCACUUAUUUUAACACACAACAAGAUGUUUGAAAAGUCUAACGCCUUAUACCCAUUCGCUAAAACCGAAGUUAAAAUGAGUAGUAUUCCGUCGUCUCAACAGAGUUUCGUGUGGGACAGUGUGUACCAGUCGCAGUGUCCAAACAGACUGAUUGUUGGUUUUGUCGACGGUGACGGAGUGAGUGGAUCAUACACAAAGAACUCGUUUAACUUCCAGAGUUCAUUCAUGAAAACGGUGGGCUUAUAUUUGGAUGGUGUCAGUGUGCCCGGUCGACCAGUCGAAGCAGAUGACGUCAGUGCCUACGUGAAUUUGUUUGAAGGUGUUAAUAGCUGGAACCUGGAUUGUGGAAAUUAUAUUGAAAGAACCGAAUUUUCUUUGGGAAAUGGUCUGUUUGUGUUCAACCUUGAACCCGUUUUCGUGGACUCUGAUUAUUUAAGUUUAUUAAAAAACGGUAACUUAAGGUUAGAAGUACAGUUUAAAUCGGUUUUGACAAAAACUGUCAGUUGUAUAGUGUAUGGUGAAUUUCCUAGCUUAAUUGAAAUUGAUCAAACCAGAAAUGUGUAUGUCAAAUAAAGAAUAUCAUGAAUGGAAAGCAGAUUCAGUGUGCGAUUGACUGUGACUCAGAUUUAUGUGCACGCAUUGUAGGUGUUUACUCGAGUAACACAAUGCCUCGAGUAAUCCGAGAUGAACGUUGGGGGUGUAUUGUCAACACAGAUCCAUCUAACCUCCCGGGUACACAUUGGGUUGCAUUUUAUUAUAACCAAAACAAAGGAGAGUUUUUCGAUAGUUUUGGCAAACCACCUGAAUAUUAUAAUAUAAAAUUCGUUACAUUUCUUAAAAAGCAUUGUAGAUCUUAUGUUUACAAUCUUAAAUGUUUGCAAGCUUCAACUGGAACCACCUGUGGUUUUCAUUGUUUGUAUUAUCUGUUACAAAAAUGUAAAAAUAAAUACACAAUUAAUGAAAUUGUGAAUCAGUUCGGUAAAGAUAAACUUCACAAUGAUAUAUUUGUAUCCAGGUUUAUAUGUCGUUACUUUAGAUAUUGUGAACCAUCUUGUUUAUGUAAAUACUAGUACGUUGUAUUUGUAAUACAAACAUAUUGGUGAAAAUGUAGAUACUUUAAAUAUUGUACAUAAUCAUGAAUCCAGUUUUAUUUGUUUACUAUAAACUGUUGUAAACAACCAUGUGUUUGUAAAUGCUAGCAAGUUUUUAAAUAAUAUAUAUAUAUUGUAUCACAAAACGCUGGUUUGUUAUAUUUAAACACUAGUAUACAUAUUAGUUUAGUAGUAGAUAGUAUAACUAAGGGAGAUAAUUCUGUUUGAAAAGAACACAUGCGAAGGUUUAUGGGUAAUAUUGCUAUUCUUAGCUCCUAUCGCGGAAGUUCAACAUGCUACAAAGUGAAUUUGUUUUGGUGAUUAUGCACACUGUUGUCAACAGUCAGAAUUCGUUCAUUAGAAAAUGUACAGGUUCGCCUGUACUUGUGUGUACAGGACAGAACGAUCUACAGCACGUAGAGGGAAUGCCACUACCACUGGUGAAAGUUAUACUUCUGACACAUGCUGCAGAUGUCAAAAUACGGACAUCGCUAUUUCCAAACUUGAUGAGAAUUAAAGGAGGGAUGGCGACGUGCAACUCUGUUUUGUUUGAUCAGAAAACAUGAAGGACCAUUUUGGUUAAUGGAGAAAAAUGUGCAUGGAUACUCUAUUCUACUACUUCCGAGUUGAAGAGCGAAACAGCAGAACCAUCCUGUUUUAUGAUCACACAUUAUUCAGAAGUCGGCGUCGUUGUCUGCGUCGAGCAUUGAGACAUAACUUAAAUCAAUAUAACAAUGCACGAAUUAAAGUAAUUAUGUGUACUGUUUAUCCUACAAGUGAACGUAUCAUCAACAACAACAACAAUUCACUGAGGAUACUCUUUGAAACGAUUCUGGUGGCGUUUUACCUGCGAGUUUCACCCGCUGCCAUAAACCAGAUGACAAAAGACAGAUGUAAAGGUUGUGAAAUAAACCACCCUUCGCAAGUACAACACAGCUGUCUGAUGUAUUCAGCAAGUGAUUCUAUUGAUGAUUACUUCAGUGAUACACUGGAUUCGUUACCACACGAAGCUAUUGUUCGCGACGCUGAACGCUUCCUACACAUAUACGAAACACGACGUUUUCAUGAAAUUAAUAUUUUGCUUUACACCAGUGUUGAAUGGAUGAAAGAACAUUUCUUCAAUGAACAUCGUCGUAACGUUCUGGAGCUUCUUUUGCGCGUACACAAGGUGGAAUGACAUUGUUCUAUCUUAAGAACUAUAUAUUCAAGCCACUACACUAUAGAAUAAAUAAUCAGGAAAACUAUAGAAAAGAAACACUUUAUUACAUUUCAAGUUUCAUAUUUCAAGUUUCAUCUAAUAGUUCUCUAACAACUUUAAUUUCUUAACGCCGGGAAUGCCCGUGCUUGCUUUUCUUUUUAAAUAAAACUGAUUGUUCUUUUUAACAAAA
This is a messenger RNA of Gigantopelta aegis, 3211 nucleotides long. RefSeq lists its product as uncharacterized. Bases 1 to 1305 code for a protein of 434 amino acids. The transcript is spliced from 2 exons. Gene Ontology annotation, cellular component: cytosol. NCBI's taxonomy places the organism in Eukaryota, Metazoa, Mollusca, Gastropoda, Neomphalida, Peltospiridae. The record is from RefSeq and is a predicted model, not a curated record. Gene Ontology annotation, molecular function: ribonucleoside-diphosphate reductase activity, thioredoxin disulfide as acceptor. Gene Ontology annotation, biological process: deoxyribonucleotide biosynthetic process.